AACAUCACGCACGUACUUACGCGGCUCAUUCUACCGGAAGACAGCCAAAACUAUACUCCUUGCUCAAUCAUCUCACCACAAGCCAUUGCGAUCAAGCAUCACAAUCUUCAACGUCAUCACUUGCCUUGUUCCAUCACCCCUCAUUCUCACAACAACCCCGCACCAUGGCGCCCAAGGGUCCUUUCAAGCUUGUCACAGUCAACACCGCACCCGAACGUGCGAAAAGGCUCAUCGGCCGCAUGACUGAGGCGCUCAAGGACCAGUACACGAUUGACUAUGUCGCCAACUGCGAGACAAUCGCCGAGGUCGAGGGCAAGGUGAAAGAGCACAAGCCAGACGUCUUGUUCUGUGCAUCAAUGUGGACCGCGGAGGAGGCAGAGCAGAUCCAGGCAACCGCAAGGUCAAUUGUUCCUAACAUCAAGACCCACGCGAUCCCUCAUGGGCUGCAGGUUGAGAGGGGGCCGGACGCUAUUGUUGAGCACCUCCUUGAGAAGGUUCCCCAACUGCUCGAGAGCUAGUUAAUCCACCAC
Colletotrichum scovillei is the source of this 530-nucleotide messenger RNA. RefSeq lists its product as uncharacterized. The coding region runs from base 165 to 518 and encodes 117 amino acids. The transcript has 3 exons. The record is from RefSeq and is a predicted model, not a curated record. Lineage: Eukaryota; Fungi; Ascomycota; Sordariomycetes; Glomerellales; Glomerellaceae.